UAAGAAAGUUAGGUAUCCAUGACAGCCUUGUUAUUGUUGUUGUAGUGCUAAUUCUCUCUUGUCGUGAGGGAUGCUGUAGUAAAUGGCUAUAUUGAUUAUUUUACUGGCGCUGCCUGAAACACAACCUAUAAUACUUAUAAUACCAUAAUACUUUUAGGCCGCGUUUUAUUUGAAGUAUUCCAUUGCAUUGUAUAUUAAUAGGCCACUUCGUGCACAAAGGCGCGGUUUGGUUCUCCCUCUCAGUUAGCUAACGUUAGCGAAUCUAGUAGCUAGAUUACUAGCUAAUGUUUGUUAACGUUAGCAAGUUCGCUGCAAUUAAGUUCCACAUCAAAGCUAGCUAGGUAACUUGCUAGGGUGUACAAGUGAUAUUGAACCGCGGGCGGCUGAAAAUGACAAACCUCUGCCAAAAGAGCAAGUGGAGCCAUGAAUCAGAGGGAAGCACGGUGAGAGAGGACACUCGGGGGGGCAUGAGGCGAUAAAAACGGAGAAAAGGAUGAUUUCGCGAUACACCAGGCGGCCGGUAACGCACAGUCUUGAGAUUCGUGGCUUAUCCCGAAGCCACCUUGACCAUCACCCUCUCCCAGAAGAGGUAGACGAUGACUUCCUCCCCCAGCACCUCCUCCAUGACCUUCAGGAAGCUGUCUCCACUUACAACAGCUCUGAGACGACGUCUGCAGCCUCUAACCGGUCAGACUCUCCAACGGUCACCACUGGAAACACAACGCGGGCCUGGUCUGGGAUCCACAGCUACACAGGGACAGGCAUCUCUACAGAGAGGAGCUCUGUCUUCUCCUGGGGCUAUGAUGAGUUUGACAAGGCGGCGUCGCGACAGGUGCAGCAGAUGUUUGAGGAGAUUGAUGAGGAGCUUUACGAGGGGCGGGGUGGGGCGCAUCUACUGGGGCUGCAAGAUGAGUGUCAUCAGUGGGCAUUCAGGUUCCCUCACUUACGGAUUCUGGGUAGUCAGCUGGUGUGUCCCAGUGACGAGGGCUUUCAGUGGUACGCCACCUCAGGGAAGGGGACCGGGACACCCGCCAGCACCACUGCAGCUGGACAGAAGGACAGCAGUAGUAGCAAGCCCCAGGAUAAGGACAAGCCCGGCCCCAGCACAGAUCUGUGUGUGCAGGGGAAAAGGGCUGUGCUGUCCAGGCCCUGUGUGGCAGUUGACCACCCCCCUGGUACUCCCAGUGGAUCCAGAGGUCAUGACCGGCCCAAGGUGAUCGAGGCUGAAGGCCUGAUGGAGGAGUACCUGGCCUUUGACAGCAGGGACAUGGAUGACGAGUGGGAGCGGGGGUGGGUGGGGAAUGGUCGGCGGCGGUACUGCCUGCCUCCUGUGUCUCCCUAUCGCUGUCGCAGACAGGCGGCCCUGGACUUGCUCUUUGACGACGUGUGGCGAGAGCUGGUUGGCUGGAUGGAGGAGCUGGUCCGCAGGCAUUGGGAGGGCUAUGUCUCAGAUGAUGAGAAGACUGCAGUGAACUUCAGCCCAUCACAGUCUGAUGCUGAGAAUUCUUUCCUGCUUCUGUCCACACUUCCCACCCUUCUCCCCAGGCUAGGCCAGAUCAGGGUGCCCCAGCUAACAGGCAGCCUGCAACCCCAGACCACAAAAUCAAGGGUCUCAAAGCACAAGUCCAGACGGAAAUCCAAAAAGCAGAAAAAGCCAUCCACUGUAUGUAACUCUCACCCAGAGCCAAAAUGGCGCCGAUCGACGCCAUCCACAGCGUCCAGUCGGGUACCAGUAGGGGCAGCGGUGACGCAUCACAACCUCAACGACCUCAUAGUGAUCCACGGCAUCCCCCUGCAGCAGAGGAACCUGGGCGUGAUGGAGAGAGCCCAGGACCCUGAGGAGAGGGUGGUGGUGACCCAUCGGCCAGGGUCCAGCGUGAUCCCGUCCAGCAAGCCCCGUCCUCGCCGGGCGCUAGAGCAGAGCUCCUCCUCCCUGUCCCGUCCGCCCCAGUCGGCGCUACGCCGUAACCCUCCCCCACGCACCCUUCUGCCCUUGGUUCCCUGCCUGACACAGUUCAGUGCCGCCGGCUCCAUGGAGGAGGUCAUCCGUGGGACACGCCUACCCACAGCCAGUGACUGCCUGGCCUCGCCUCUGAUACCUCUGAGCAGGAACACACUCCUUCCCCCCAUCGGCACAGGAGAAGCUGAACCCACGCAUUCUGGACAGCACUUCAGACCUACUCAGCGGCAUAGAGGCUUGUCCAGUCGUGCCCAUAGUGCUGUUACAGAUGAAGCUGGUAGUUUGCUUCCUCGGGAUCGGCUUCAUCAAUUGGACGUAUUCUCCCGUCCCAACACCACCCACACCUACAGGUCAGACACACCUUACCGCCGCUCCUUCACGGUGCUGGACAACAUUGGACAGGGGCGUCCUGGCAGAGAAUCUUUGGGUACAGACUCUUUGGGCAUCGGAGUGAUGGGCAUCAGUCUGGGCAUCAGUCUGGGCAUCAGCAGCUCCUCCUUCCUGGACUCCUUCAUCCACCACCCUCUGGGCCACUCCCCCAUCAAGGAUGAGGAGGAGCCUAACACACAAGCCCCUCCCCCAGCUGUACUGGUGCCUGUGUCAGUCCCAGCACGCUCCUACAGCCGGGGGGGCUUCACAUCCCGCAGUAGCAGACCUGGGUUGUAGCACCUUCAACCGGUUGUCAUUAGUUAACACAGCCACAAAGUCAUAAUUAUCAUUAAACCCUGCCCAUUUCUACAAUUUCUCUUCUUACAAUAUGAUUU
Salvelinus sp. IW2-2015 is the source of this 2724-nucleotide messenger RNA. RefSeq names its product protein FAM149B1-like. The record is from RefSeq and is a predicted model, not a curated record. Gene Ontology annotation, biological process: cilium assembly; protein localization to cilium. NCBI's taxonomy places the organism in Eukaryota, Metazoa, Chordata, Actinopteri, Salmoniformes, Salmonidae.